AUGAUACGACCCUUGAGGUUUGUGACUCAUAUACGACAUGUGUGCAGAAUUCACCCAGCAUGUGCUUCGAAGUUUAAUCCGAUACGACAUCUGGGUAGUUCGGCACCUUUUGGUGAUGAUUUGGGUCCAGAGAGUGAAGAGGAGCUGCUGGAGAAUUACCCGAAUUUGGCUGGUUUCUUCGAGGGGAGUACAAAAGUGGAACAACAGGCUGGAAACGCAAUUGAUAUCGAUGAUGGAUACGACUUUUCUGAUAUCCCUAUACUCAAAAGUGGUGAUGAGGUUGCCAACUCCCAAGGCUUUGACAAUCUAUCUCUCUCUUUGAAUGGGCAACAUUUCUCCCCUCAACAAGCAACUGAAUUGUUGACAAUGAUCGAAGGUCAAAACGUGACGAAUACAGAUCAAAAUGUGCGCUCAACUAUUGCAGGUCAGAAAGAGAGAGUCGAUGCCAAAAUUGAUAUUCAAGGAUUUGACAAGUUUCUCGAAAUUUACGGAUUUCCAAAACUUUUGCAAGAGUCAAAAAACACAACACCUUUGGUGAAAAACAGCUGGAAAUACCUUGAGGACAACAAACCGACUGUAUUCGUUUUAAGAUCAUCUGAUCCUUAUCUGAACUUGGCUUCUGAAAUGUACAUAUAUGACAAAAUGCCGCCAACUUCGAAAAGACUGGUGUUAUACGCCAACUCGCCAUGCAUAGUGAUAGGCAAAAACCAAAACCCGUUCAAGGAGAUCAAUUUAAGAGUGGCAGGUGCCCUUGGGAUUCCUAUUCUUAGGAGGUUCUCAGGGGGUGGGACCGUGGUUCAUGACUUUGGAAAUGUCAACUUUAGCUAUAUGUCAAGCAAGAGCUCUUUUGAUCGUGUGGGUUAUACCAACACUUUGGUAGAGCAGAUGAAUGAGUUUGCAGGAUCUGAAAAUUUGGAGCAUAGAAACACCUCUUUCAAAUUUCCAAAGUUCUCCCUUACCACAACUGCCAAAGGAGAUGUGGUGAGUGAGAUAGACGAGAAAAAAGUUAGCGGAUCCGCCUUCAAGCUGUCUAAGGGAAAGUUUUUACAUCACGGGACCAUGCUUCUCAGCUCUGACCUCAACAUCUUGAGAAAUCUUCUGAAUGUGGGCGAGAUCAGGAAGUCUAAAGUGCAGAGCAAGGGAACCAACUCGAUUCCAAGCAGUGUUUCAAAUUUGGAUUGCUCUAGAGAGUUAUUCAUGUGGCUAUGCGCCCUGUCCUUCUCUAAACACUGUGACCUCGGCCCGACAGAUAAUUUUGACUGGCAAAACGUGAAUAUGGAAUGCCUCGAUGAUUGUUCGGCGAUCCUACCAGAAGUAGAUGAAUACCGGAAAACUUUGAAAGAUUGGAACCACACUUUUGGAAGUGGUCCGCGCUGGUCUCACGAGGUUGCAUUCAACGAUACUGCGAUAAAGUUUGGCAUCAACAACAAAGGCCACAUUGCUUCCGUUGAGACAUCAAAAGCCGCUGAUGAAUUAUCAGAUCUUCAGACUGCUAUAGAAAGAGGUGAGAUAAUCAGAUACCGAGGGGAGGAUGUUCAGAAGUACGUGAAAGAUUUAGCAUUUGGUGAAUGCCUAGCUUGGAACAUUGAUUACGCAUUAGAUUAUAAAAGAGUGGGCUGUGCGGAUUAG
This is a messenger RNA of Kuraishia capsulata CBS 1993, 1629 nucleotides long. RefSeq lists its product as uncharacterized. The transcript has a single exon. Gene Ontology annotation, biological process: protein lipoylation. Gene Ontology annotation, cellular component: mitochondrion; cytoplasm. Bases 1 to 1629 code for a protein of 542 amino acids. Lineage: Eukaryota; Fungi; Ascomycota; Pichiomycetes; Pichiales; Pichiaceae. The record is from RefSeq and is a predicted model, not a curated record. Gene Ontology annotation, molecular function: lipoyltransferase activity.